AUGCUCACCGCACAUUACAACCAAAUUGGUGCCAUGUACACCGUGUCGCACGAGGUGGUCAACCGUGUCGCACUGCAACGAGAGGAGGACGGUCAGUGCGCCUACCACGUGGCAAAGUGCGACUAUCAGCUUGCGAUGAACCGUAUCUCCACUCGCCUGCCGCCCCCCGCGUUGCCUGAGAUUAAAGUAGUGGAGGAUAAUGAGUUCAGCACGUACUGCAGCAGCACCAUGGAGAGCAUGAGCGGCACAAAGAGAGGUGACGAGGACGACGACCCGGGAUACGCAGAGAUCGAAAGAGAACUCUAUAUGCGUGCCAUGAAGCGGUGCGAGAAAGACGCGCAAGGAGGGCCGUUGUGGAAGCGCGAGGUCCAUGAGCCGAUUGAGGUGUUUUUGCACCGUGAGGAACUCGCCCGUCGGGAUAUUGAAGAAGUCGAGCACGAGUUCUGCCGUAAACUGACGGAUCCAUUUAACAACCAUCCUUUUAUGCGGCGGCUCAAGCUCGUGCGGGACGAGCGCCGAGGACGCAAGGCCAUCGAGGACGUGUGGAUGAGUGAAUCGCUCCCAUUUCUCGAGCAGUGUUCCAUGAAGCAGGUGGAGUUCACAGAAGCCUUUUGGCGCCGCGCUUUCGGCAGACUGAAGAGAGCCCCGGGCACUGCACAGACACGUGCUUCACAAUUGCAGUCUGUCGAGCUCGACAUGAGGCUUUACCAACCGCUGCGCCACCACAGCGACACGAUACGGCGCGAGACCGAAUCAGAGGAGGAAAUUGCGUUUCGUUACUUGCAGUUGGGCGAGGCGGCACAGCGCGAUCUCGUUGCAAGAGGCAUCAUGCAUCGCAACAAGGAUACAGGUUUGCUGGACUCUGUGCUGCACCCCAUCUCGGCGGUCUACUACGAGCAGGUGGACUUCGCCUUCAGCGCGGAAUACCGUUACCUGGUGUCCUGUGAAGAGACGCAGCGGAUGGCGAUCAUCGACGCCGCUUUGUCCUCGUUGGAGGAGUUACGCACAUCAAUGAAAGUGACGUAG
Trypanosoma grayi is the source of this 1026-nucleotide messenger RNA. RefSeq lists its product as hypothetical. The record is from RefSeq and is a predicted model, not a curated record. The transcript has a single exon. NCBI's taxonomy places the organism in Eukaryota, Euglenozoa, Kinetoplastea, Trypanosomatida, Trypanosomatidae. The coding region runs from base 1 to 1026 and encodes 341 amino acids.